AUGGAAGACAAAUCUAAUUCUUUCUCCAGCAACAAAGAGGAGAAAGGGGAUGGGAAUAAUGUAUUUCAGAGGCAAGACUCGAUACUGAAGAACAACAUGGGCAGCCAAAACAUGAAAGAACACAGCAACUCCGUGGGCUUAAAGGGGGACCGGGAAGAGACCAUGGUCGGUUUCGACGAUAUAGAUGCAGCGUCCAGACAAUAUGGUUUCAUGCAACGGCAGUUUGGAGCAAUGCUACAGCCCGGUGUGAACAAGUUCUCUCUGCGAAUGUUCGGCAGUCAGAAAGCAGUGGAGAAAGAGCAAGAGAGAGUCCAAACGGCGGGAUAUUGGAUCAUUCAUCCCUAUAGCGAUUUUAGGUUCUACUGGGACUUGAUAAUGCUCAUCAUGAUGAUGGGGAAUCUAAUCAUCAUUCCUGUGGGAAUAACGUUCUUUUCCGAGCAAACCACCACCUCCUGGCUGGUGUUCAAUGUGGCGUCAGACACCAUCUUCCUCGUGGACUUGGUCAUGAACUUCCGUACCGGUAUCGUCAACGAGGAGAGCUCGGAGAUCAUCUUAGACCCUAAGGUCAUUAAGAUGAACUAUCUGAAGAGCUGGUUUGUGGUGGACUUUCUGUCAUCCAUUCCAGUGGAUUAUAUCUUUCUAAUAGUGGAGAAAGGCUUUGACUCUGAGGUGUACAAGACUGCUCGAGCACUGCGCAUUGUGAGGUUUACUAAAAUCCUCAGUCUUCUUCGUCUGUUGAGGCUUUCGCGACUCAUCAGAUACAUUCAUCAGUGGGAGGAGAUUUUCCAUAUGACCUAUGACUUGGCCAGUGCCGUGGUAAGAAUCUUUAAUCUAAUAGGGAUGAUGCUGCUACUCUGCCACUGGGAUGGGUGUCUGCAAUUCCUGGUACCUCUUCUCCAGGACUUCCCUCCAGAUUGCUGGGUGUCGCUCAACGGUAUGGUUAACGACUCCUGGGGCAAGCAGUACUCCUACGCCCUCUUCAAAGCCAUGAGUCACAUGCUGUGUAUUGGAUACGGUGCCCGUGCCCCUGUCAGCAUGUCAGACCUCUGGAUCACCAUGCUUAGUAUGAUCGUCGGUGCCACCUGCUAUGCCAUGUUUGUGGGUCAUGCCACUGCCCUCAUCCAGUCGCUGGACUCCUCUAGACGGCAAUAUCAGGAGAAGUAUAAACAAGUGGAGCAGUACAUGUCCUUUCACAAGCUUCCUGCAGACAUGAGGCAGAAGAUUCAUGAUUACUAUGAACAUCGCUAUCAAGGCAAGAUCUUCGACGAGGACAAUAUCCUGAACGAACUCAACGAUCCACUGAAAGAGGAAAUUGUUAAUUUUAACUGCCGUAAGCUGGUUGCAACCAUGCCUCUGUUUGCCAAUGCUGAUCCCAAUUUUGUGACGGGUAUGCUGAGCAAAUUGAAAUUUGAAGUAUUCCAGCCCAACGAUUACAUCAUCCGUGAGGGCACCGUGGGUAAAAAGAUGUACUUCAUUCAGCAUGGCGUCGCUAGCGUCAUCACCAAACACAACAAGGAGCUAAAACUCACUGAUGGCUCCUAUUUUGGAGAGAUCUGUCUGUUGACGAAAGGGAGACGCACGGCUAGUGUCCGGGCUGACACGUACUGUCGGCUUUUUUCUCUGUCCGUUGACCACUUCAAUGAGGUGCUGGAGGAGUACCCAAUGAUGCGACGAGCUUUCGAGACUGUGGCAAUUGACCGUUUGGAUCGCAUUGGGAAGAAGAAUUCGCUCCUGCUCCAGAAAUUCCAGAAGGAUCUGAAUGCCGGCGUGUUCAACACGCAGGAGAACGAGUUAUUGAAGCAGAUUAUCCGUCAGGAUCGGGAGAUGGUGAUGAUGGUGGACCGGAAGCAGUCAGUCACGGGGAUGAACUCCACACCGAUGUCUGGAAAUUCCAUCAUUAAUUCUCCGGCGCAACCACCUUUUGCCACUCCACUUGGCAACAAUCAAUUACAGCAGCAGCCCGCCCCCCUGAGCUACAGCACUUCAGCGACCAUCACCCCCCCAGCCCGCAUUCUACCUACCUCUACGCAGGUUGUGUCCCAUGGCAACCUCAGCUCCUCCUCUCCCAGUCAGCAGAUGCCACUGCAGCAGCAGGGAGCUAUCAUGUCACCAUGCUCCUACACCACAGCUGUGUGCAGCCCCCCAGUGCAGACGCCUCUCGCUGGCCGAACGUUCCAGUAUGGCUCGCCCACAGCCUCUCAACUGUCCCUCAUCCAGCAGCCCCUCCCCGCACAGACAUCAGCUUCAACUGCGACAACACAACAACAACAACAACAACAACAGCAGCAGCCGCAGCCGCAGCCACAGGUGCCGUCCCCUCAGAGAAGCGAGGUCCAUAAGAGUGCGCAGGCCCUGCAGUCAGGCAGUCUGAGCCGGGACAUACGCCACCUGUCUGCCUCACAGCCCUCGCUGCCUCAUGACACCUCCAUGGGCUCCCGGCCACACCCAACGUCUGGUGAAUCUCUGACCUCCAUUCCUCCGCCGGUGGGUCCCGCAGCAGCGGCCGCCCAGGCCCCGGGUUCCGUCCUGCAGGGCAGCAUCCGCUCCACUGUGCCGCAGAGGGUCAACCUCUUUCGCCAGAUGUCAUCGGGCGCGUUACCGCCGGUGCGUUCGGCACCUUCUACUGCCCAACACAGGGAUUCCACAGGCUCCAGGAGAGAUUCGGCAGUCUUAAGCAGUACAGAGACCGAGCAAGACAAGAUGCGUUUUGCAUCAAAUUUAUGA
Messenger RNA from Chanos chanos (milkfish), 2724 nucleotides. It is a transcript of the gene hcn1, whose product is annotated as hyperpolarization activated cyclic nucleotide-gated potassium channel 1. The transcript is spliced from 8 exons. The record is from RefSeq and is a predicted model, not a curated record. The coding region runs from base 1 to 2724 and encodes 907 amino acids. Gene Ontology annotation, molecular function: voltage-gated potassium channel activity. Gene Ontology annotation, cellular component: axon; membrane; HCN channel complex. Lineage: Eukaryota; Metazoa; Chordata; Actinopteri; Gonorynchiformes; Chanidae. Gene Ontology annotation, biological process: sodium ion transmembrane transport; regulation of membrane depolarization; potassium ion transmembrane transport.